CUCACUACGACAAUGUCAACACGGCGCGACUCGACAUCAUCCGGUAGCGGCGACGAGGGGGGAUUCGGGCUAGGCGAGCUGAUGCCGCGCUCCCCAUCCCCCGAACCCAUCCCCUUCUCCUACGCCUCGUACGACCUGCCCGAGUCGCUGGGAUACACCGCCGCGGACGGCGGGCGGGAGGUGUCGAUCCGGCUCGUGGGGAGCCAUCCGCUGUGGGGACAUCAUUUGUGGAACACGGCCCGCGUGACAACCACCUACCUCCUAACGCACGCGCCGACCCUGCUGCGGGGCAAGCGCGUCCUCGAGCUCGGCGCGGGCGGCGCGCUGCCCUCCGUCGCUGCUGCGCUAGCGGGCGCAGAGUGCGUCGUGGCGACAGACUACGCCGACGCGGCGCUCAUGGAGAACAUUGACGUCAACUUUGAGCGGAAUUUGCCUUCUGCGGUGCGGGGGAACGCGCUGGCGGUCGGACAUACUUGGGGGCAUGAUGUCGCGCCGCUCCUCGCGGCUGGCGCCGCGGGCAGCUCCGCCGCCGACGGCCGGUACGACCUCGUCAUCCUCUCCGACCUCAUGUUCAACCACUCGCAGCACGACGCGCUGAUCAAGACGCUCGACGCGACGCUGAGCCUCGCCAAGGGCGUGCCGACGGCCGAGGGAGCCGCCCCGCAGACCCCCUGCGCGCUCGUGUUCCUCACGCACCACCGCCCACGCCUCGCCGACGCCGACAUGGCCUUCUUCCCGCGCCUCGCGGCGUCCGGUAGCUGGGGGUACGAGCGCGUCGUGGAGGAGUGGACUGGGCCCAUGUUUGACAACGACCCGGGAGACGAGCGCGUCAGGGGCACGGUGCAUGGGUUCCGGUGCUGGCGGUUGUGAGCGCCGAGCGGGGCGGAGCGAGGCGAGGAGUGGGGAGUGCAGGGAGUGACUGCGUGGCUGCGUGAUAGCUUGUGAUGAUAGACGCCCGCCCUCGCGACAAGCGACAGCCACCACGGCACAACCUGUAUGCAUCAUGCAGCAUGGAUCGGA
Messenger RNA from Vanrija pseudolonga, 1020 nucleotides. RefSeq names its product Protein N-terminal and lysine N-methyltransferase EFM7. Lineage: Eukaryota; Fungi; Basidiomycota; Tremellomycetes; Trichosporonales; Trichosporonaceae. The record is from RefSeq and is a predicted model, not a curated record. Bases 13 to 870 code for a protein of 285 amino acids. The transcript is spliced from 3 exons. Gene Ontology annotation, molecular function: protein-lysine N-methyltransferase activity.